Rhododendron vialii is the source of this 3165-nucleotide messenger RNA. RefSeq lists its product as uncharacterized. NCBI's taxonomy places the organism in Eukaryota, Viridiplantae, Streptophyta, Magnoliopsida, Ericales, Ericaceae. The transcript is spliced from 4 exons. The record is from RefSeq and is a predicted model, not a curated record. Bases 348 to 2819 code for a protein of 823 amino acids.
CUCUCUCUCUCGGUGUUCACUACUUUCUUCUUGUUCGAAAUACCAAUUACGAGGACAAUCACAAUAUUAGUUCUUUUUAUAUAUUCUCAUCACUGUGGUUAGUUCUUUUCUUUGCUUUCAGUGUACGUUGUGCUUUGAGUUUCAUUAUCACUUACUACCGACUCCACGGCAAUGCAUCUGAUCACCAUUUCUUGAUUUCUUCUGCGGCAUUGCUUCAAAGGGCGAGAUAAGUCUGGAUGGCCUCUGAAUUUUGAAAAGACAGAAGUAACAAGAAGUGAUCUGGGGAAGAAUAAUUUGGCAACUCUUAUGAAUGACGAGGAUUGGUAUGCCUAAUGUAAGGUGAUACCAUGCCAAUAAAUCAAUACUCAAGGCCAACUGGGGACAACGGGUUCCAUUUAGAAGUCAAAAGGAGUUCAAGGCCACAAGAAACCUCAAAAGUUGUGAAGCCAAAGGCAACUUCACUUGAUGAACAUCAAGUUCGAAAGUCUCAAGAUGAUGAGCUUGUUAGGUACAUGUCAAAUUUGCCUGCAUAUCUCCAGCGAGUGGAGAAAGGAGAAAAGUUCCAAGAGAAUGCUCUGAGUUUUGGAGUUCUAAACUGGGAGCGUCUAGAAAAAUGGAAAUCCAACAGAAAAUGUACCACACCAAGAGGUGACACUACUGCAUCGUCCUCUAUCAGUAAUUCCUCACUUAAGGCAGGUGAGUCCAUUGCAUUCUCUAGGACACUUCAGAAGAAGAAUCUUGCUCCUUGCACGAAGCAACCCUCGUCACAGUGCCCUCAUCUUAAUUCAUCUCAUGAAGGCGGCUUUUCAAAAUUUGAGAUGGACAAGAGAAAAGAUACAGAUGACAAGUUAACAUCAGAAAAGGGAACUUCAUUUUCAGAAUUGAGGAAACAUCGAUUAUCAUGUGGUUCUAAGGAUGAGACAAGUGCUCUGAACGACGGAGUGACCAUUAGGAUAAGGGAGGUGCAAUCAUCAGAAUACUAUGUUGGUCAAAACCACCGGCAUGGCAAUGAACAGGGCACUGUUUUCAGUUUACCCAAACAUGCUCCCAAAAAGAGUUGUUCUAAGAUGCCAAAUGAUGCUUCUUGUACAUUGAUGCAUCCAAAUGAAACACCAGCCACGUUAUCCCAAGGUAAACGCAUAGAUGAAAAUGCAAUGUGUGUGAAGCCCUUAAGUGGAAGUGCAAUUGAUGCUUCCAAGAGGUUGAAUCAUGAAACUGCUGAACCAUCAACUGUGAAAGGAAAGCAUUUGUCACCUAAUCGUCAGUUUAGCUUUAGCCUUCGUAGGAUUGCCAGAAGUUUAAGUUUUAGGGAGAGCUCAGCUGUUCCCCAGUUGAGAUCUGAAGAAUCUGAUGCCUUUUUCUCUUCUGAGAUCUUUUCUGAUGUUCUACAUUCAUGCCCUCGUCCUAUUAGAUUAGAUCCCAACCCCGGGUCGGACAUGAGGCGGCAUAGCUUAGACGCUUCCCUGAGCACGGAGUUUCCUAGCUAUGAUGCAUCUAGCUCUUUAAUGUAUCCAAAUGAAAAAAUACUCAAUAAGAUAUCACGUGCAAAUUCAAUUGGGGCUUCCGCGCGGUUGGAUGAAGAAAGGCACCGCUCGCCUAAUCGUCGGUUCAGCUUUGGCCUUGGCAGUUUGAGGAGAAGCUUGAGUUUCAAGGAAGGUUCAAAUGUUCAGGGUUCCACAAAUGGUCCUCUCAAAUGUGGUCGAUUAACAUCUGAAGUGUCGGACUCUUUGGAUAGUUCAAGAAGAAACAAGGCUAACACUAGGACUAGAGCAAGAUCCAGCCCUAUGAGAAGGUUACUAGACCCUCUUUUCAAGAUCAGGGGAACAAGACCUCAUCAUUCAGCUGAGACAGCUCAGCCUUUGACCACAAACUUGAAUUUAACCUCCAAAUCUGAGUCCAUUGAGGAGAAGAAGCACGAGGCAUCCACAGUUCAAGGUCUUCUACAACUCACGAUAAAGAAUGGGCUCCCUUUGUUCAAACUUGUCAGUAGAAAUAGUGAUAUUCUUGUUGCUAUGAGAAAAUUGUCUACGUUUGCCAAGGAUGAUGCUGGAUUUAGUUACACGUUCUACUCUGUUUGUGAAGUCAAGAAGAGUGGCGGCUGGAUAAAUCAAGGGCAUAAUGCAAAAAAAUACGGAUUUAGCUAUAAUGCCGUGGGUCAGAUGAAGGUUUCCAGCUCCAUGGACCAAUUUGGUAUGAGGGAGUCUGUCCUGUACAGUGCUGAGGCAGAUCAGGAACUCGCGGCCAUUAUAAUCCCAGAUGAGACUUCAUGUGACUAUGGAGAUCAGAGACAUAAGGGCAAGGAGUUACUAUGGAUGGAAGAUAGGAACUCCUUUAGACAAGCAGAAACUGAGAAGUUGAUUAGCACAAGAGUCAUUAUUCCUGGUGGCGUUCAUGGAUUGCCUUGUAAAGGUGUUCCUUCGCCAUUGAUUGACCGGUGGAAGUCUGGUGGAUCGUGUGACUGUGGGGGCUGGGAUGUCGGUUGCAAACUAAGGAUUCUUGCCAAUGAGAAUCAUAGACAAUGCUUGAACAAAUAUCGUUUUGAACUUUUUGAUCAGGAAGAAACUCAAGACAAUCAGCCAAUAUUCAGCAUGAGACCAUUGGAGAAGGGGACCUUUUCGGUUGAAUUCAGUUCAUCGAUUUCUAUGUUACAAGCCUUCUGCAUUUGUGUCAUGGUCAUAAGUAGUCAGAAGUCAUUUGAUUUCUCAGACCUGAACUACCCGGCUGAAGAAAAAUGGCUGCAGGAAUCCAACAGGGUACGAAGGGAAGCACCCACAAAAUAUGUCCAGUCUCCACCCUCAUCUCCCGUUGGAAGAGUAUAGCUUUCAUGGAAAGAUUUAUCCGUCUUGUUGCUGGCAUUCAGCUGCGCUGAAAAGGCGAACGAAAUAGCAAUUCUAUUGUCUCGAAGAGGGACUUGUUGCCGGCAAUUCUACUCUACCACCUCGAUCGGGGAAAGUUUAGUAUUCGAGGCCUGUUUGGCACCAGUGUCACGGACAAGAAACCGGGAAAUAAAAUCAUUAAGGGAGAAUAAGUGUACUGAAACAAGGAGGGAAUGUGGUUUUUUGAGAAACGGAGACCUCAUUUUUUUUUUGGGUUUAGGGCCUUUCGGCAAAAGGUUUGUAUAUACAACGUUACGUACAACUGAAUAAUAUGGUUAUUAUUCUGCUC